AUGAGCAUCACUGCGGACAUCUCCGCACCGACAGCGGUUGGACCUUCGCCCCGUGAACUCAACGUCCCUCAACAGUUGAACACAGCCCGCGGCACCAUGCGGUUCAGAGAGGCUCCUGGGGUGUGCGGCCUCGGUCUUUUCACUUACCUCUCUGCUGUUACCGCCGCUCUAACACUGAGGGUGCCUCAGGACAGUGUGAAUGGGACCGCUGGCCGGUCUGUGCUCCUGCCCGUCUCCUACACCGUCCCAGACUCACACGGAUAUCUGCGGAUCACUUGGACCAGAGCGGGGGCUAAAGUUGUGGAAUGUACCAGCGUCUCAGAGGAAAGGAGCCCGUACAUCACUGUCUCCGAUCCGUAUAAACACCGGGCGAUAGUGUUCCCGGAGAACGCUUCACUGUUACUGGGAGAGUUGCAGAUCGACGACAGUGGGAUUUACGAAUUAUCCGUUAGCCACUCAAUGGGAACGGCAAAACGCAAUUUAACGUUGGUGGUCCGGCCUGACAUCAGGAAUAGAAACAACUCCGAGGACUUUCCUGGCACUGGGAAUCAAUCCGACACCAGGGAUACAACGGGUACAAACUCCAAUCCAGUAUCAAAUCUUGAACUCAUUGGUCCACCUGUUAGCAGUGCUGUUAUUUUGAUCAUCCUGUGUGUUAUUGUGAAAAUGCGGAGAGGUAAACAUGACAUAAACUCAGUUUACAAAGGAUCUCAGGAACAAAAAGAGGCAGGACAUACUACGCAGGGUGAUUGGGUGAGUGCGACCAAAAGCUACGUGAAGCCCAAGAGUGCACAGAGGGCUCUAUUGACUGGGCAUCCAGUCACCCACCUGAACUGGGACUGGAUCUCUUUGGAUCAAAGCUGUGAUGUGGUCCGGAGCCGAGUGGACCUGAUGAAGCCCAAACUGAGCCUUGGUGAGCAGGUUAUUGAGGUGUAA
Molecule: messenger RNA, 936 nt
Organism: Pristis pectinata (smalltooth sawfish)
Lineage: Eukaryota; Metazoa; Chordata; Chondrichthyes; Rhinopristiformes; Pristidae
Exons: 6
Coding region: 1-936 (311 amino acids)
Biological process (GO): cellular response to lipopolysaccharide; immune response; negative regulation of T cell proliferation
Cellular component (GO): external side of plasma membrane
Source: RefSeq, a predicted model, not a curated record